Ambispora leptoticha is the source of this 462-nucleotide messenger RNA. Lineage: Eukaryota; Fungi; Glomeromycota; Glomeromycetes; Archaeosporales; Ambisporaceae. The record is from the annotation of a GenBank genome assembly.
AUGAAGAGCUCUUUGAUAAUUGUGCUUUUGCUUGCUUCUUUUGUAUUUGCCGUACCCCUCGAUAAACGCCAAGCGCCUCCAAAUCCUCCAAGUUGCAAUGGAUUCCGUAUUACUUCACCCGUUAUAGCAUAUUACAAUUAUACUGAAGGCCAAUGCUAUCAAGUUUCUUUCGAUAAAGGCGCAAGCAGCGUUACAUUCGUGACUAAGGUUGAUUUAUUUAAAGAGGCUGAUAGCACUUUUGUUGAAAAUGAAUUCACUGGAAACGUAGAUGCUAGCACACAAAUCGCUACGCCAUAUUUCAACUUGAAGAUUGAUGGUCUUCCUACCGGAACUUAUUAUUAUAAUGUCACAGCUAUAACUUCAGUUCCUGGCGAGUCAUGUUUCUUUAGAACAGUUCCAUUUGUAGGUAUUGUUAACCCUAAUAGCCCACCGGUUCAAUGUCCUCCAUAUCCUCCAUCUUAA